Messenger RNA from Helobdella robusta, 2328 nucleotides. RefSeq lists its product as hypothetical. Lineage: Eukaryota; Metazoa; Annelida; Clitellata; Rhynchobdellida; Glossiphoniidae. The transcript is spliced from 13 exons. Gene Ontology annotation, molecular function: nucleic acid binding. The coding region runs from base 1 to 2328 and encodes 775 amino acids. The record is from RefSeq and is a predicted model, not a curated record.
AUGUAUAACGCGGAAUAUACGUGUGGACCGUGGUCAGUUUCUUCCUAUGAUACGUUGGAGGCUCAUACCAAAUUACCCCAACCCCUAACUAGGGGCAAAUCGUCCAAGUUUAGAUUAAUUUUUAAUUUGUCAACAUUGGCAAACAUUGGGAAAGUCCGGUUCAGUUUCACGUCGAAUAAAUUCCUAAUUUUAGUGAAUUCGCGACUAUCUAUUAUGAGACCCAGGGCCAAUAGGGUUGCCCUAAAUGUUGGGGACGUUUUGCAGGUGCAAACGAGUGAGGGAAUUUUCCGUGGAACCUAUCAAUCCAUUAGUGAAGAUUGCCUAAUUUUAGAUGAUGCGAUUUUACUGAGGAGAGCAGAUAAAAAGAACUUAUCUGACGACGACGAUGACGCCGAUAAUGCCGGCUAUGACGUCAUCAGAAGAGGCCAUCACCAAAGAACAGAUAACAAUAGAAAUAAUUUUCAAGAUAAGGGUUACGAUAAGCUGAUGAAGACAAUUUUCAACAAAAAGUACAUUUUCAAUCACGAAGAUAUACCAAAGUGUAAAGAUGACGCUGAUGAUGAUGAUGGCGGGGGUGAUGGUAGUGAUAACAACAACAAUAAUAAUAAUAACAACUACUUCCUGUUUGACAUCUUGUCGCUGGGAUAUGAGGCAUUCACUGGUCGUCAUUACAAUGGUCACAACAACAAAAAUAAUAGGAAUAAUAAUAACGGAAGUGGUGAUGAUAAUGAUGAGUACCAGAAAGAUGAUGAUGAUGAUGAUGAUGAUGAUGACCGAGCAGGCUUGUCUGAAAUACUCGAAGAUAAACGCAUUAAAAAGAUGAUGUUCGAUUGCCGCCUACCUUCAAGAAUUCUCCACCGGACCUACCGCACCGUCCUCACAAACGUCCUUGACAUUCAGGUCAUCGAAAUCCUGCUCUCUGUCUGCUGCUCUAGUCUAGACAGCGGUCUAGACGACUGUCUAGACCGCUCGUCUGGACGGGGUUUCAGUCAGAUGGGUAUUAAGAAAAAUAGAAAUAAUAAGCUGAGGGGUUUGGUUGACGUUGUGAGGGAUUGUUAUAGUUAUGAUGAUGGUGGUGGUAAUAAUAAUAAUAAUAAUGAUGAUGAUGAUGAUGAUGAGAACGAUGGUGGUAGUGAUGGUAGUGGUGAGAGAAUGGUGAGUUUUUUGGAGUUAGAAAGACAGAUCAAGAUGAUGAGAAAGUAUGAAGAAACACCACAUCUUUGGGAGAAAAGAACUUUUACCGCUACUACUACUGCUGCUGCUGCUGCUGCUGCUACUACUACUAUUACUACUACUACUACUACUAACAACAACAGCAACAAAAGUAAUGAUAAUGAUGACGUUAGUUAUGAUGACGAUCUCGUCAAGUCACUCAUCUUUCAAGUGGCCCAUCUGGAAAGGGUGGAGAAGACGAUGAUGAAGAUGAUGAUGAGGAUGAUGAUGAGGAGGAUUAAAGAUGGCGCUGAUGUCUUUCUCAGCCACUAUAGAGAUGUUGAUGAUGAUAUGGUUGUGAUGAGGAUGGUGAAACAUCAUCACCAGGAGGUCCCGAGUUCGAUGGGUGAUUUGACGCGCUCGGCCAGCAUCGCGAGGCUUACCGUGCAGAAACUGACGAAGGCCAAAGGUCAAGAGACGAACUCCAGCCAUACGAAAUUGAAACCAAACGACAACAACAAUAAUAAUAAUAACAAUAGUAAUAAUAAUAAUAAUAAUAGUAAUAAUAACCGUGAUCACUAUCACCAUCGCCAUAAUACUGGUCAUAAAAAUGGUGCUGAUUGUGGUGAAGAAGAAAGUGAUGAUGAUGAUGAUGAGGGUGAGGACGAUGAUGAUGAUGAUGAUGCUAGAGAUGACGUCACAACCUAUAAGAAUAACAAUAAUAAUAAUUAUAAUAAUAAUAAAUUGAAUAAUAAUGAUAAUAAUAAUAACAUUGGUGGAGUGGGUGAGAGCAGUGAUGCAAAGAGCAAUGUCAGGAAGUUUUUUGAAAGUUAUAAAUACGAUAAUAAUAAUAAUAAUAAUAAUAAUAAUAAUAAUAAUAAUAAUAAUAAUAAGAAGAAGAAGAACAACAACAAUAAUAAUAAUAAGAAGAACAACAACAACAAUAAUAAUAAUAAGAAGAAGAACAACAACAAUAAUAAUAAUAAGAAGAAGAACAACAAUAAUAAUAAAAAUAUCGUCGACGGUGAUGAUUAUGAUUGCAACAAUGAAAAUGAUGAUGAUGAUGAUGACGACGAUGAUGAUGUUUAUGUUUUGGCCCGGGGGCUGCGAGGUCGGGAUGGCGAGGAGGGAGGGAGAGAGGAAGAAGAUGCUGAAGAAGUUGAUGACGAUGAAUAA